CAGUUUCUCCAAAUUUUUGAGGCCUCGUGCGACCUACGGAGUACAUACUGCUCAGUACUGCUGUCUCUCGGUGUUUGGUAAAUAGAAAAGAAUAACCGCUGCUCCCAUUGGCGGACGAGAAAGAACAGUCAACGCCGAAAAUUUGCGGAUCGGACGGACCCGUGAUAAUUCCAUCGACCGCUCACGCCACUCCGUCUCCGAUCUUUUAUUUUUCCUUCCUGCGCUUCCUCCUACCUCGCCUCAUUGCAUCCUGAAUACUAAUCCACCAUCCCAACUUUUCGCCGCUGUACCAACGUGUCCUUCCGAACGUGAUCUAGCCAACUCGUAUCAACACACCGGGAUUUGCUGUCUUGCCUCCUUUUAGCGACAAUGCCGGGAAGAAUCCUGCCAACGCUGACCCAAGCUGAGGUCGAGUCGCAUAACAACGCCAAAUCAUGCUAUGUGACUAUCGGUUCGAAAGUUUACGAUAUCACCUCGUUCGUCGACGAUCACCCUGGUGGAGGCGAUUUGAUUCUCGAAUAUGCGGGCAAGGACGUGGGUGAGAUUAUGAGCGAUGUGGUGUCUCACGAACAUUCUGAGUCGGCCUACGAAAUCUUGGAGGACAGCCUAGUUGGCUUUGUGGGCACUGGCUCUUCGACCAAGGCGAAUGCGAAUGCGAAUGGAGCUGCAAGCGCGGAGGAACAAGCACGGGCUGUCUAUGAGAGCACGGGCAUGUCGACUGAGGAAGACUUGUCCAUCGAGACGGAUAUCACCAUAGAUUACCAGCAGCACAAGUUCCUUGAUCUCAACAAGCCCUUGCUUAUGCAGCUGUGGACUAGCGGCUUCAGCAAGCAAUUCUAUCUCGAGCAGAUCCAUCGUCCGCGUCACUACAGGGGUGGUGACUCUGCACCGCUCUUUGGCAACUUUUUGGAACCUCUCAGCAAGACGGCGUGGUAUGUCGUUCCGAUAAUGUGGCUUCCGUGUAUCGCCUACGGUACCACCGUUGGCCUUUCGGGCAUGUCCAGUGCAUCCGCUGGUGCUGGCUACUGGGCUUUCGGGCUCUUCUUCUGGACUCUGAUUGAAUACGUGAUGCAUCGGUUCCUGUUUCACAUUGAUGCACUUCUUCCUGACAACCGAGUCGGUAUUACUCUGCACUUUCUCCUUCACGGAAUCCACCAUUACCUGCCGAUGGACAAAUACCGACUUGUGAUGCCACCAACUCUGUUCGUUCUUCUCGCCGCGCCGUUCUGGAAAUUUGCGCACUCUGUGAUCUUCUAUGACUGGUACGCCGCUGUGCUGGCGUACUGUGGUGGUGUCUUCGGAUACGUUUGCUAUGACAUGACGCACUAUUUCCUCCACCACCGGAACCUCCCAUCGUACUACAAGCCGCUCAAGAAGUAUCACCUUCAGCACCACUUCGCCGAUUUCGACAAUGGUUUCGGUGUCACCAGCCGCUUCUGGGACAGAAUCUUCGGCACAGAGCUUGAGACUCCAGCACCGUCCAAGAUUGUCAAGACCCAAUAAGCGCAUACUCGGGGUUGAUAAAUGACUUCUCUCGCGCUCUGAGCGUCGUACAACCUUUAUUCGUGCAUAUGACCUAAUGAUGGGUUUACGAAUGACCCAGGCUUCGACUAUUGUCAUUGCUUUUCACUAAUUGCUUGGCAUUUCUAGUUUAUUUCUUGUACAGCAAGCCCUGUCUUUGCUGCCGUGGACAGUACAUGACCACGGUUGUUUUGUUUGGGUUGAUUUUCCUGAUUAUAGCAUCCAUACGAGUGUAUAUGACAACCUAAUGUAUAAUAGAUAACAUUGCCAACUCUUUCUUGCUUGAAUG
Aspergillus glaucus CBS 516.65 is the source of this 1810-nucleotide messenger RNA. RefSeq names its product fatty acid alpha-hydroxylase. NCBI's taxonomy places the organism in Eukaryota, Fungi, Ascomycota, Eurotiomycetes, Eurotiales, Aspergillaceae. Gene Ontology annotation, molecular function: heme binding; iron ion binding; fatty acid 2-hydroxylase activity. The transcript has 3 exons. Gene Ontology annotation, cellular component: endoplasmic reticulum; membrane. The record is from RefSeq and is a predicted model, not a curated record. The coding region runs from base 370 to 1503 and encodes 377 amino acids. Gene Ontology annotation, biological process: fatty acid metabolic process; lipid biosynthetic process.